AUGAAGAAUGAUGGUAUUAAAUUUGUGUUUGAUGUAAAUCCAAAUUAUGAUAAUAAUUUUGAGGGCCGUGUUAUCGGAAUGAAUUUCAAAGCCGUUCGUUUUUAUAUUUUUUGGGAAUUGUAUUUUGGGAAUGACGCGAAAACAACCGAAAAAAACCACGCCAGUACAACUCAAAUUUUCCCUCACACAGUUUAUGCUGUAGAGAGAUUUUCUGACCAACAGCAAGAAGAUAAAAUCGGACGCUACUAUACUGCAAGUACAACAACCAUGAAUCAAGAGGAAACAUCAUCAAGUUCAGACAAUGAUGAAAAUAUUGGCGAUAAUGAAUCUACAACGUCAUCGACGACGAGUAGUGAUGAGCAAUCCAUGUUAUUUUGUGGCUCGUUUUCGGGUUAUCAAAUUAUGAAGAUGGGUGAGGCUCAACAACAACAUCAUCACACUAUGGCCUCACAUGUGUCCAAACCACCAUCCUCCACCUCGUUACCACCUCCACAACAUCCAAAGAUUCAUCCAAGUUGUGGCGAUGAUCAUUUAUUGGACUUGAACGAACCUUCCUCAUUAGGCAAAUGCCCUUUCCUUAAUGAAAACAUAACCAACAAUAAUGACGAGCAUUCUCCUGAGCUAUCUUCACAGCAACAAGAACAUGAUGACCACAUCAAACCACUCGACAACAGCAUCUCACCCCACGAAAACAUGGAAACUCAGCAAGGUAGUACAAGCUCAAGCGAGGACGGUUUGAGUUCUCUGCUGCAGCAACCGGGAUGUGUAUAUGCCACUUCACGUACGCUUGAAAACAUACACAACAAUCGGUACGCCUCAGCCAUGGAUCUCGAUUUUAAAAGCGACGAAAGUAUAAAUGAAGCUUCUGCCAUAAGAGGUUUCACGAAUCAUUUUCGUGGUGUCAGCAGCAGCUCACGUUCCAACGAUCCUCAAUCGACAUCCAACGAUACUUCUUCCCUCGUAAUUCACCAGACAAAGGAUUGUAUUCUUACAACUCAUAUUGCAGAUACCACCGUAGUGACGCCCAAAGCUCACUGCGAGGAAGGUUGUGGACACACCGAUUCUCAAAGUCAUCUUCUUUUGAGAGCCAUCUACAAUGCCCAGUUGAGUGCGGCGGUUCAUAUUGAAAACCCGUCACGACUCUUUCUUGACUUAUUGAACGAAGUAUUGUGUUUGUUAAGGUGUGGCUAUGGCUACAUUGGUGAGCUCAAACAUGACGAAUUUGGAAAACCCUUCUUGCAUUCACAUGCUCUGUCAUUUGCCAAGACUAAACUGACGGACGAAGCAAGAGAUUUAUUUGCUCGAGUAUCUUCAUGUAAUUUUAAAUUCAACAAUAUGAACACACUUUUUGGACAUGUAUUACUGACUGGCGAAGCAAUCGUCACCAACGAUCCCAAGAAUCAUCCAAAGAGAAGUCCCAAUCACCUUCCUAAAGGACAUCCACGUAUGGACUCGUUUCUUGGAGUCCCAUUGCUUUUCAAUAAUGAGCUUGUGGGAAUGAUUGGUCUUGCCAAUAAGGCUGGUGGUUUUCAUGAGUCGGAUGUAACUUUCCUGGAACCUCUUUGCACCACUUGUAGUUCCAUUAUUGUAGCUUGGAGGUAUUAUCUGGACAGAGAGGAAGCGCGAGAGAAACUUCGUUUGUCUAAUUUAAAUUUGGAGCACAAAAUUCUUCAAAGAACACAAGAGUUACUGCAAUCCAAUUGUAAAUUAAGUGACGAAGUUGAGAGGAGACGAAAAAUCGAGCAAGAAUUGCUUGAACAACAGAAAAUAUCAGAACGAGUCAUGUUAGAGAAGGAAAAUUUCUUGAGAAAUGUUUCCCAUGAUUGCAGAACUCCAUUGAACGCAAUUUUAGGUUUUAGCGACCUCUUGUUGAGAUCUGUGGAUGAAUUUCCCAUAACCAAUCAACAAUUAGAGUUUAUCAAUCUCAUCAAAACAAGUGGUGAGUCCAUGCUUUCAUUAAUUAACGACUUUUUAGAGAUUAUGAAAUUGGAACAACAAAUGAAGCUGAACAAUGAAUUAUUUUCUCCGUAUGAACCCUUUGAAGAAGUGUUGGAUCUCGUGGUAUUAGAAUGUGUUAAAAAGAAGCUCGAUCUUAUUAUUGACUACAAACCUAAUUUCGACUUUUCAACCAUUUUAUACACUGACAAGGGAAAAAUGAAGCAAGUGUUGCUGAAUUUACUUUCAAAUGCAGUCAAGUUUACACAAUUUGGUUAUGUUUAUCUUAGUGUGAAAAUGGCAGCACUUGAGGGUGGGCUGGUAGAAAUUGAAGUUUGUGUAAAAGAUACAGGUAUUGGAAUUGAAAAGGACAAUUUAAUGAAGAUCGGUCAGCCAUUCGUACAAUUCAAAGGAAAACAUGACUCCUCACAACCCAAACAAGGGACUGGUCUGGGCGUUUCUAUCUCAAAAAUGAUUGCUCAAGGCCUUGGAGGAAAUUUAAAGGUUGAUUCUCAAGGAUUGGGCUGUGGUUCUGAAUUUACCUUCAUAUGUAAAGUGCCUUACAAAACAAGUGCAGAUCUCACACCGGAGGAGCAACAAGCGAUUCAUCAACGUGAAAUGGUAAAGUUUGAGGCGAUUAAUACCAUAUUGCAACGAGACGUGGCCUAUUUUAUGGAGGCUGAGCAGUGCAAUGAGCUUAAAAUUCUAAUUCUGGAUCGAAGCAAUUUA
Molecule: messenger RNA, 2664 nt
Organism: Naegleria lovaniensis
Lineage: Eukaryota; Heterolobosea; Eutetramitea; Acrasida; Naegleriidae
Exons: 6
Biological process (GO): protein autophosphorylation; signal transduction
Molecular function (GO): histidine phosphotransfer kinase activity; phosphorelay sensor kinase activity; protein binding
Source: RefSeq, a predicted model, not a curated record